AUGACGGACCUUACAGAUAUCGCCCACCGAGCCGAAAAGGACCUAAACAGCUAUCAAAAGAAGCAAGGUGUUGGCCAACAGAGCGUAUCAGCUACUGAAUCCGGUGUCAAUGAGCACGUUGAAAGAGACUUCCCCGGCGCUGAAGUCCGUUACGGAAACGAUGUCAGUACUGGUGGCAGCGGUAGUAGGAAAAUUCCACCCCGAGAAGGUGGUGACUUCGAUGCGCGAGGGAGAAUGACGGAGGCAAAGCAUUUUGAAGGCCCCGGAGGUCCGGAAGACAAGAUGAAAAUAGUUCAGGAACGACGCCCUGGUGAUGAUGGAGUUCCUGUACAGAGGACUAAUUUCUAG
This is a messenger RNA of Talaromyces atroroseus, 348 nucleotides long. RefSeq lists its product as hypothetical. The coding region runs from base 1 to 348 and encodes 115 amino acids. The transcript is spliced from 3 exons. The record is from RefSeq and is a predicted model, not a curated record. Lineage: Eukaryota; Fungi; Ascomycota; Eurotiomycetes; Eurotiales; Trichocomaceae.